UUAGUCCAUCUCUUUCACCUUUUACUGGGCUUCAAUCUGAUCACUCUCUCUUGGUGGUCCCCCGUGUAGUUGUGAUGUAGUUCUUAUCAAAGCCCUCCUGUCUUGUUGUGACAGCUCUGAUAUUGUUUAUUGAGGUGUAUGUCAGGUUUAAUUAGCAAUCGAUAUGGAAAGCGUUUGCCAGACCGCGCCUCUGACGUCAUACUCGAUUACCGUUUCUCAUUGGUCUCAAAUUCCCAAAGCCUAGGCUAAUUAUUGGAAGGUUCAUGUUGAUAAAGUACAGCUCAUCCUUCCCUCCACAUCAUGUCCCCUCCUCGCUGGCCACUCUCACUGCAUGCUUUUUAAAUUCACACCACCAGCCUCCAGACGUCGUUUCCUUUUGCCUAUGAGAUGAUGGACAGCAGGAUACUGGAUCCACCUCAUGCCCAGUUCGGAGGCUCUCUCGGCGGGAUGGUGGGCUUUCCGUACCAUCUAAGCCACCAUCAUGUUUACGAAUUAGCCGGUCAUCAACUUCAAUCUGCGGCCGCAGUUCCUUUUUCAAUAGACGGAUUACUUAAUGGUUCCUGCACAGCUUCAGUGGUUAAUUCAAACCCCCUCUUGUCUGGCUGUGGUAUGAAUGGAGAUAACCAGCAGUACAAGCUGACAGAUUCGUGUGACCCAGACAAGGAUAGCCCUGGUUGUAAGAGACGACGAACUCGCACAAAUUUCACUGGCUGGCAACUGGAAGAAUUAGAAAAGGCUUUUAAUGAGAGUCACUAUCCCGACGUGUUCAUGAGGGAAGCACUGGCUCUGAGAUUGGACUUGAUAGAAUCGAGGGUACAGGUAUGGUUCCAAAAUCGUAGAGCUAAGUGGAGGAAAAAAGAAAACACAAAGAAGGGUCCAGGGCGACCAGCUCACAACUCCCACCCAACAACAUGCAGUGGAGAGCCCAUGGACGCGGAGGAGAUCGCCAGGCGAGAACUGGAGAGGAUGGAGAAGAAGAAGAGGAAGCAGGAGCGAAGACUGUUGAGGUCCCAGAAUAAACUUUUGUCAGGGGACCUAUUUCACACCCCAGGAUCUGACAGUGACAGUGGAGUGUCACAAGUGACAGACAGUGAACAAAAUCCACAUUGUGACUCUGUAGGCCGAAACCAAACUCAAUCGAGCUGUGACCAAACACCACAAACCCUCCAGAACCAAAGACACUUGAACCAAGAUGCUGGUGGAUCCGAGCUGGACUCGUCCGACAGCAGUCAACAGUCAAGCAUGUGCGCCAACAGCAGAGUCUCCAACCUUCAGAAACUGAACCCAUUCAGCGUAGAAAGCCUUCUAUCGACUCCAGACCAAGGCGCAAACCGAACAUAGAUGGAUUUUCUGCCUUACCUUCUUCGCGGCCUUUGAUAGGGAAAGGACAUUUCUUACUCUAUCCUAUCACCCAGCCGCUUGGAUUCAUUGUUCAUCA
This is a messenger RNA of Oncorhynchus nerka (sockeye salmon), 1438 nucleotides long. It is a transcript of the gene uncx, whose product is annotated as UNC homeobox. The record is from RefSeq and is a predicted model, not a curated record. Gene Ontology annotation, biological process: regulation of DNA-templated transcription. The transcript has 3 exons. Gene Ontology annotation, molecular function: DNA-binding transcription factor activity, RNA polymerase II-specific; sequence-specific double-stranded DNA binding. The coding region runs from base 388 to 1341 and encodes 317 amino acids. Lineage: Eukaryota; Metazoa; Chordata; Actinopteri; Salmoniformes; Salmonidae.